AUGUCUGACAGUAUUAAAGUGGCCAUCAAAGUCAGGCCGCUCAUCAAGAGGGAGAAAGACGAGAAUUUAUCGUUACAAUGGACAACUCAGGGAAACACCAUUGUGGCCACGGACGCCGAGCUCAGGAAGCGAGCUGACGGUGGAUUCGAAUUUGAUCACAUUUUUGACAUGAAUGCCAGCAACAAUGAUGUAUUCGACAUUGUACGGCCUAUUGUUGAUGCUGCUGUUAAUGGCUUUAAUGGUACGAUAUUUGCUUAUGGACAGACAAGCUCUGGCAAAACUUACACAAUGAUGGGUACCUCAGAAGAGCCUGGCAUAAUACCUCUGGCAGUAGAACAUAUAUUUGACGCAAUAGCUGCCAUUCCAGGACGCGAGUUUCUACUAAGGGUGUCAUACUUGGAGAUUUAUAAUGAAAAAGUUAAUGAUCUUUUGAAUGAGGACACGGAUAUAAAAAUACAUGAGGAUGCCAACGGGCAAGUGUUUGUAAAAUCUAAGGAAGAGCUUACAAAUUGCCCUGAGGAAGUUUUAUCAAUAAUGAAGAAAGGUAACAAAAAACGAAGGAUGGGCGAAACAAACAUGAACGAGCGAAGCAGCAGGAGCCAUACGAUAUUUAGAAUUACGAUCGAAAGUCGAGAGGCUGGGUCUAACCCAGAUGGAGCAGUAGUAAAAGUUGGGCAAUUGAAUAUGGUAGAUCUUGCUGGUUCGGAAAGAGCACGUCAAACAGGUGCUACUGGUGAACGUUUUAAAGAAGGACGUCAUAUUAAUUUAUCACUUUCUACCUUGGCAUUAGUAAUAAAGCAAUUAAGCGAGUCGCAAGAUUCUCGAACAUUUAUAAAUUUCCGAGAUAGCAAGUUAACAAGAUUACUUCAGGCUUCUUUGGGUGGUAAUGCUAUGACUGUGAUAAUAUGUGCAGUUACGCCGGCUGCGCUAGAUGAGACGCAAUGCACAUUAUUAUUCGCAUCCAGGGCCAGGAAUAUAAAAAAUAAGCCUGAGCUAAAUGAAGUUAUGUCCGACGGUGUACUUUUAAAACGUUAUGCGAAACAAAUAGACAAGUUAACUGCAGAAUUAGAAAGAAUGAAACAACUAACUGGAACGACUGAUUUUCAAGAGAUGGAAUAUAAAAUGCAAGAAAAAGAUCGCAUUAAUCAAAAUUUGGAAGAGCGUAUUAGAUUAUUGCAAACUCGGAUAGUCACUGGUGCCAAUCGCAAUAAUGCAAUAUUAUUUAAAGCUAAAGAAAAGAGAAGACAAACUUGGUGCGGAACUGGUGGAUUUAAUAAGGCAAAUACAUCUAUGUUUCCAGCAUGUGCGAAUUUAUCACCAAUCAAAGAGAUGUCACCUAUAAAAUCGUAUAAUAGAAAAUCGAGUAUUAUGGAUACAUCUUUUCAAAUAGCUUUUACUGAUUUUGAGCUGGAUCUUAUAAAUAGCGAAGUAAAUCGUAACGAAGAGAAUGAUGAAGAGAGUGAUGAGGAUACUUUUAUUACAUAUCGUAAACAGAACCGUGUUAAGUUUUUGGAUACUCUAAUUAUUCACAAGUCGCCAAAUUUAUCUGACAACGAUAAUAUCUCAUUUGAGAAAAUUGAUGCUUCUACUCAGACUAAAGGGGAUCAGUCUCCCGGUACACCAAAACAGACUUUGCGAAACAGAAUUCGCGAUUUGUCAGAGCAAUAUUCGCAGCUUCAAGAAUUUACAACCUUAGAGAAACAGUUAUAUAUUGAAGACCAGUCUUUUGAAUUUAAAAAAAAACUUGACAAAUUUUCACAGUUGGAGAAGCAAUUGGAAAAUAUCACAUCUGACAAAAACGCUUUUGAACAUAUAGCAUCUGAACUUCGUAAAAAAUUAAUUGCAGCUGAACAACGUUAUACUUCAGCAGAAGAUCAAUUAAAUGUACAAGCAGCAGAAUUGCAAAAAAUACCAGAGUUAGAAAAGAAAGUAGCGCAAUUGUCUGCACAAGAGAUAGAGGUGCAAAGUGUUCCAAAACUACAAAAUCAAAUAGCUCUUCUUACAGCUGAAAAGGAUGGCUAUGAGCAUGUCGCAUCUGAAUUACGAAAAAAGCUUAAAGAAAUUGAACAACGUAAUAUUCUGUUAGAAGAUCAAUUAAUGACACGUAAUAUAGAAUUAGAAAAACCACUUAUAGAUUUAUCGAUUAGUGAAAUUAUUUCUUUUGAAAAAGAUGGGCUACAAUGUAAAAUAACCGAUGUUCAAACCAAGUUAACAGAAGCAGAGCAAAGUAAUAAUUUACUGAAGAAUAAACUGGAGGAGCAACAGCAAAUGCUACAAAAUUUUCAAGACGAAAAAGAUAUAUUUGCUUCUGAAAUGCAAAAUAAAUUAAAAGAAGCGGAAGAAAUCAAUAAUUCAAUAAGAAAUAAGUUAAACGAACAACAGCUGGAAAACGAAAAGUUCCAAAAUCAGGAGGAGCAAAUUACACAACUUAAGUCUGAAAAUUAUGAAUUUAAACUUACUAUUGAUAAACUUCAAGAGCAGCUAAUAGAAACUAAAGCAAUAAUUAGUACAAAAGAAAUUGAAAUAUGCAAACGCCAGCAAGAGUCAGAUAAACUUCAACAUCUAGAUGACAUUAUAAAGGAAAAAAUGGAAUUUGAACAAAUCAAUAAGGAGUUAAGAGACCAUUUGAAAGAAGUAGAAGCGAUGAAUGAUUCAAUGAAAAGUAAAUUAUACGAACAAGAGCAAUAUAUAAAGAAAACUUAUGAUUUAGAAAAUCAGGUUGAAAUUCUUGCAAUUGAGAAAAACGAAUGUAAAGGUUUAAUCAGUGAAUUAGAAAUGAAACUGAAAGAAGUAAAACUAGUAAACAAUUCGCUGGGAGAUAAAUUAAACGAAUAUGAAACAAAUACAUACGAAACUGACAGUUUAGAGAUUACAAACAAAGUACUUACACCUGAAAUUAAAUCUGAACAGAUUAUUUCCGAAUUGCAAGAGAAGUUAAAGGAAGUGGAAUUAAAUAACAAUGUAAUGAAGAACAAAAUAAAUGAACAGGAAUUGCAAUUGCAGAAGAAUCGUGAUAUGGAAAAAGAGAUUGAAUGUCUCACGUUGAAGACAAAAGAGUUCGAGUCUACAGUUCAAGGAUUGAAAGAAAAAUUGGCGAGUAUUCAACGUUACGUUUCAAUAAGAGAUGAAUCGGAUGGAGAACAAUUACAAGAGAUUCAAAUAGACGCAAAAAUUACAAGUCCGAUAUCUGAAAAAGAUGAGCAAGAUUCUGUAAAAUUGCUUCCACAAUCACUGAAGAGUCCUAGACAGGAAUUUCAGGACAAUCAGAGCAAAAACGAAAUUAAUCAUUUAAAGAGCCGUAUAAAUGACUUACAAAAUAUUAUUCGGGAUCUAGAGAACGAAAAUACGUAUUUAAAAGAGCAGGCAACAAAAUCCAUAGCGGAUAACGAACAUAACGAACAAUAUAAUUUGAGUAACGGCGAUUCGUCGAAAAUUAUAGAUCACGAUUUAUCGAUCACAAGGAUGUCGCUAGACGAGGAUAGUGCUAAGUUGUCUGCGGAUCUCGUCUUGAAAAAUCAGGAAUUGGACGAAAUAAAGCAUGAUGUGCAAAGUUUAAAGGCAGAUAUAGAAAAUUUGCAGCAAACUAUAUAUUUAUUGACAACCGAGAACAGUGAAUUGGCAAAUAAAUUAUCGACGGAGAAGGAGUAUAAUGAGAAAACGACUGUUCAGUCUCAACGGAUUAUCGAUGAACUUUACGCGCGGAAUUCAAAGAUAAUAGAUGAAAAAUUGGAGCUGGAGAAUAAUUUGGCAAAUGUUAACGAACAAUUGGAAACCCUUCAUUCGAGAAUGCCCGAAGUGAACUUAAAUGAAGAGCAGUUAAUUCACAAAUAUGAAGAACAGAUCAAUAAGUUGACGGUAAGAAAUACAGAGUUGUUAUCCCAUAUUGCAGACAAAACAAAAGAAAUCGAAAUCAUGACCGAGAGUAAGUCACUUCUCUAUGAACACGACUGCAUAUACAAAGAUAAAUUAACGGAUCUUACGGAAAAAUAUAAUUAUUUAACAACUGAAAACAAUGAACUUUCCACUCAAUUGAUGGACAGAAUCGAAGAGACUGAGGGAUUAAGACAAGAGUGCGAUAUUCUGAAAAGUAAAUUGGAACUAUCACUGAAGAAUAAAGAGAGCACUGGUGACGAUACAGUACAACUGAAAACGGAGAAUAUUAUGUUGAAGACUGAGCUAGUGGAACUGAAAACUAACAUAAAAAAUCUAAUUGAAGAAAAUUCAAAAAUGUCUACUCAAUUAAUGGAAACUAUAGAAGAAUUAGAUAACGCACGGAAAUUCAACGGAAAUUCUUAUAACGAUACCAUGCAUUUGUCGAUGUUAUUUAAUACCUCGAUGAAUGAUAUAAUGGACAAAUCUACAUUAGAUGAUAAUCCCGAGGCGAAAAUCUUAAAGCUGCAAGAGAGCGUUAAUCAUCUCAUGCAUCUCAAUAGAAAGCUUAGCGAUCUAAAAUUAAGUCCCUGCACUCAGUGCAUGCAUUUAAAUGAGACGAAUGAAGAUCGAAGAAUGUUGAAGCUCAAAGUGAAGUCUCUUAAUCGCAAAUUGGAGAACAUGCAAAGGGAGUUCAAUAGCAAAUCUGCAAUAAGUGAUGCACUCAUUUUGAAGGCUAAACAAGAUGUAAACUUAAGUGUGUGCAAUGUAUCUUUUAAUGCCAGUUUCACGGAGAACAUGGAUGUCAGUUACGUCGAGGAAAAACUUCAAUCUUUAAAUAACGAAUUGCAAAUAUUGAAGGAAGAUCAUAAUAAACUGUCGGAUUUGUAUAAAGAAAAAUGUAAUGAAGUCGAAGAAUUGCAAAAUAGUACUAUCACAGAUUCAACGUUGCACGACGAUUUGAAUUCCAGUAUUAAGAAAACUCCAAGUAGAACCUCAUUGAGACUAGAAAAUAUCAUAAAAGCUAUGAGCGAUUUGCAAAAUGAAUUCAAGAGCAUAAAGAGAGAUAACGAAAGUAUCAAGUCAGAUCUUGCAAAGUUCAUUAACGAAAAGAAUCUACUAAUGGAUGAUAUUAAUACAUUGAAGACCGCUAAUGAAGAGUUGCUGCAGAAAUUGUCGGAAAGUGAACUUUCGCAUGUUACUGUAUCGGAGAAAGCUGAUAUCCUUGAAAAUGAGAUAAGAGACAUGGCGAUGAAACUACAGGAGUUCACUGUUCGAUGUAAAGAAAUUGAAACUGCAAAGCUGUUCCUUGAAGUAGAAGUGGAAAGUCUAAAAGAAGACAAAGCGAUGAAAGACCAAACGAUAAAUGAAUUACGUCAAAGCCAUUCCUGUCUAGAACACGAACUGGAUAUAAUUAAGAGAGAGAAAGAAGCAUUUAACAACGACAUUAUUAUUUUAGAACAAAAGUACAAAGAACAACUAGAAUCACUAAGAGCAAUGAACGAAGAGUUAACCACCUCAAAAGCAAUUGUUGCACAGGAAUUUACCAAUUAUUCAAAAGACUCGGAAAAUAGAUUGGCGGAGCUUACUGAAAAGGUAAAUAAGUGCACUUCCGAAAACGAUUAUCUGAAACAGGAAUUGAUUAAGCUGCGUGACAUAGAAAGUAAAUUUGAGAAGAUGAAAACCGAGUAUGAAAAUAAGUCACAACAAGACAAAGCAUUAACCGACGAUAACAAAAAACUCAAAAAUGAAUUGAACGAUAUCUCUAGGAAUAUUAUUAAGGAGAUCAAGUGCCUCAAACCUAACAUUGAUACUCACUUCGUGAAUAAAUCGGUGGAUGAGCAGUUCCAAGUAUUUGUACAAACUAUUUUGACAAAGGAGGAAGAAAUAGUAAAGACUAUGCGGGACCGUUAUGAAAAGGAGAAGCAGAAGCUCGAGGACGAAAAGCGGCAGAGCGUGGACGCGGAGAAACGUACAGCGCUAUGGGCAAAAGAACUGGAAUGUGAGAUAGAGAAACUUCAGAGGGACCUGUCCGAGCGAGAAUCCGUAUCGGAAGGAUUGCAGAAAGAAGUUGCGCACUUGAAGCAUCUUUUGGAUGAAAGUAAUCGCGACAGAGAGGCAUUGGGAGAGAAGAAUAGUCUGCUCGAGGCGGAUCUUAAUAACUUGCAAAUUGAAUAUACUAAGUAUUCUAAGAUCGACACAGUGAACGAAGAAGCCAUUAUUAUCGCGCAGAAACGAGAGAAACAAGCGCAAGAGAUGAUCAGGAAUAAAGAAACGGAAUUUCAAUUAAAAUUGAAAUCGGAGAAGGACGCCUACAACAAACGGAUUGAGGAUCUCGUGUGCACGAUAGAGUCCUUCAAGACGAAAAACAUGGAGUUGACAAGUAACAUCGAAGGUCUCGAGGCCAAUCAGAAGCAAAUGAAGAACAUUAUCGACUUGAAAAGUAAUGAAUUAAUGAAAAACAAUCAAAUUAUUCAGAAUAUGCAGGUCGAAUUCGAACAGCUUACGGAGGCUUACAACUAUUUGAACAAGGAGUGUGAAGAAAAAGAAUUACGUAUCACGGAGAUCAAGGAACUUUUGAAAGCUAAAUGCGACGAGCUAACAGAAUAUAAAGCUAAUCUCGAGACAAUCGUGCCUGAGAACGAGCUGCUGAAGCAACAGAUUAGCGAGCGAAAAGCCAGUAUAGAACAAUACAAGAUGGAAAUAGAGUCCCUGAAAAUGGAAAAUAAGAAAGAAAUUGACACGAUUAAUGAUCAAUUGAAAUAUGAAGAACUGAACAGCGUCGAGUUGAACAAACAGAUAGCUGAAUUGAAUAACAAGAAUGUAGCCUUGAUGGAGGAGAUGAACACCUUGAGGGACGAUCACGCGAUGUUACAAUGUAAAUGCGCGACGUGAAAGCGUGUCAGGAGCAGUACGAGUAAAAUCUUAGCGGAAGAACAGAUAGAAGAGCUGAAAGACUUGAACAGGUCUUUGCGAAAUAAUUUGGACGGCGCCAGCAACCGAAUAACGGAGUUGCAGGCUACGAAGACCGAUUUGAUGAAGCAAGUAGUUACUUUAAGUAGCCAGUACGAUGCGACGUGCAAAGACAAUCAGGAAUUAAGGGAAACAUUGUUAUCGUAUAAAUCCAGACAUAACGACACGUAUACUACCUGCGAGAAAUAUAAUGAUUUGCUGCAAGAGAAAAAUAAAGUUGCGUUAGAGCUCGAAGCAACGAAAGUACAGUUAAAUCAGAAGAACAAGGAUAUUGAGAAUUAUAUUAACGAGAUAAAGAUAUUGACGGAGAAGAACAAGGAACUUGAUCAAGAGUUGGACGAGUUGGCGGAUGUCAUUCGCGAACAUGACAUUGAGAAUACGAAGUUACAGGAUCAGUAUUUCACAUGUCGUAACGAAGCUGACGAGUUACGAGAAAAGGUCACGGCUCUCGAGAGAAAGACGACGCAGAGUACGAACAUGUCAUCCUCUAACAGAUCUCACGAUGAUGAAUGUAAUUGUGCGACGUUGAAAAACAAGAUACGAGAGUUGCAACUGGAAGUGGUGUCGAAGAAUGGAAAAAUUGCGACGUUGGAGCUGCAGAUACGUAGCGGAAGUUUCCCUUAUGAAUCGAAGUGUCAAGACCUACAGGAGCAGCUGUCGGCGUAUAGUAAUAAGAAUAGCGAGUUAAAGGCGGAAAUUAAACGACUCCAAAUGGUCAUGGUACGCACAAGUGCGAAAGAAUGUGAUGUGUGCAAACAGAGACUUAUAAAUAGGAGACAUCAAACGUGCCAAACGAUGCCGACUAACUUAUUGCGCUUUUGUGGCACAAGCAGCGGCAUAAUCGAUGACGAAAUUAGAAUAACGAAAUUGGAGAAGGAAAAGCAGAUUAUGAAGGAAGUGUGUCGAUCUCGAACCAAGACUAUAAAGGAACUCGAAAAACAAAUACAGGAAUUCGAGAAGUUGUUGAAUUCCAAAAAUUUAUGAUCUGCAAAAACAUUUUUUUGCCUUAUAUUUACCAAACGUUAUCGAUUGCAAUAUAUAUAAUAUAUAUAUUAAAUUAAUAUUAUGUACGUAAUUCAUGGCCUUCUAUCACGUGACAUUCGAUUAGACAAUAAUUAGAUUUAAAGUUUAUGUAAGGGAUAGAGCAUAUAAAAUGUAAAUAUUCUAUUUUUUAAUGUUAUAAUAUUAUAAUGUAGUUUUAUAUUUUUAUGACAUAAAGAUGCAAACUUUAUUACUUAUUUCAUAUAUCGACUACAGAUGAUAACAGUAUGUUUUUUUGCCAAUUUUACAUGUUCUUUAAGAUAAUAUAAUUCCUGUGAUAUAAUGAAUGUUUAACUUAACUAAGAUAUAGUGUGUAUAUAUAAAAGUAUUAUAUAAUCGGAAUAAAUUAGUAUAAAAAAUUAAAUUUUAGUCGCCAUUUGCAUCGUGCCUGCUAAUUUUACACAUUAUAUUUUAUACAGUUUCUAACACAAUAGUAAUACACGGUGUUACUGUUGUUUAUAAUCGUUAUGUACAAUCGUUUUUAAAAACUGCGUAAUGAUCUAUGUAAAAAUCUAUACACUCUAUGAAUAAAUACAGAGUAAAGAA
Molecule: messenger RNA, 8430 nt
Organism: Monomorium pharaonis (pharaoh ant)
Lineage: Eukaryota; Metazoa; Arthropoda; Insecta; Hymenoptera; Formicidae
Product: kinesin-related protein 4
Biological process (GO): mitotic cell cycle; microtubule-based movement
Cellular component (GO): microtubule
Molecular function (GO): plus-end-directed microtubule motor activity; microtubule binding; ATP binding
Source: RefSeq, a predicted model, not a curated record